Parastagonospora nodorum SN15 is the source of this 2652-nucleotide messenger RNA. RefSeq lists its product as hypothetical. Lineage: Eukaryota; Fungi; Ascomycota; Dothideomycetes; Pleosporales; Phaeosphaeriaceae. The coding region runs from base 1 to 2652 and encodes 883 amino acids. The record is from RefSeq and is a predicted model, not a curated record. The transcript is spliced from 2 exons.
AUGCCACCGGCCCUGGACAGGCUCCUCGCCAGCCCGCCUGCCCUGCGACUUCUGCGCGCCAUCGUCAAUGGGCCCGAAGUGCCUGCAGCAUGUUUGCCCGCCGCUUCCUGCUGCCACGCCAAAAUCACGCACCGCCACUACGGAACCAGGAAAAGAGCUGUCCCGGCAAAAUUGAAGUGGAGAAGAUGGUACGAGACAAGCGAGGAACAAGCCAAGCGCGAGGCAAUUCGUCAGCUUCUUGAGCAUGACGGGCAGCAUGUGCCCCAGGAUGGAGACAAACUUGGAGCCGCAACACAUGGGACAAAAGCUGGAGAUGGCACUACUGGCGCUGCGGCAUGGGCAGAGUCUCUGGCUCUCCGGGAACGCCAAGAUGGGCUGAAAGGCGUCAAGGCCGUGUGGAAACUCAUGCAGGACGCACAAUACAACCUCCCAUGCGACUUUACAGAUCACGCCGACUUCCUCUGGGGAACCUUUGUCAAGCACCCCGACCUAGUAGUGGAAGUCGUAGAGCAUGCCGCACAGCUACUCAAAGAGUCCAAGAAGACGUAUGCUAGUCUCUAUUCUCUGGUCAUGAGCCAUUGGCUUCCGCGAGAGCCCAGGAGGGCAUUGGAGUACCAUCGUAUGCUCAAAGCGAGGCUAGAGCUCAAAGCCAUUCCUUUGAAGGCAAUUGUCCAACAGGGGAGAUCAAGUUUCGGCCCUGCCGCGUAUGAAGCAUUGAUGGAAAUAUACAAGAGCAGGAGGCGUCGAGAUCUGUAUGACGACGUGGUGCCAGCCCUCAUUGAAAAAGGACAUGUUCAAUUGGCCCGCAAAUGGCAUAGACUCUGCACGUCUUGCGGAGACAUACCCUCUGAACCCGUUGCGAAACAUCCUGUCGUUCUUCUACUCACAGACGAAGCGUCCCUGCUCGCCAAUCCUGACCCUGCCUUGAAAGAUUCGAUACGACAGCGCGAGAGGUACAACACAGAGCUCAUGCAGCGUCUGCUGGGACGCGAUGCUGCACCCGUGCGCUUCGAGGACUCUUUCUGCGCGCGAAUGUUUGCAACCAAGACCUUCCCGCCCGAAUCCGUCAUAAGGGGACUUGCCAUGGUAGGGGUCAACGAAAUUGGCCCACAAGCUGUUUUAGCAAUGGCCUCUCGAACAGAACCACUUCAAGAUCUGCCACAUAUAUUCGAAGAGCUUAGAGAAAAUGGCAUAGCGCUGCAAGGAUGUGUCUAUUCCCUUGCGAUAGAGAAGUUCGCCACAGAGCGCUGGUGGAGUUUGGUCCGCAGUAUGCUCGACAGCGACCAGCAUCCAGAUGUUUUUGGCGAUGCGCAAGUGCAGAGGAAGCUGCUUGAUUUCUACUUAGAUCAGGAAGACCACAUGCAAGCCCGGCGUACGCUUGCUAUCCUGACGCUGUUCCACAGGGACUCCAGCCAAGAGUCGUGGAACCUCCUUUUGCAAUUCCAGAUCCGACGCACCGGACCAAAACAUGUCACGGAAGUGCUCCAAGACAUGCGCAUCCGGGGCGUCAUGCUCACCGCAGAGUCCAUAGCCGCUAUCAAGGGUCUCCUUCGUCGUCGCCAACGCGGUCGCAAACCUACCGCAGUACACGACGGAUACGAUGAUCUGCGCUUCGUCGCGCGCAGCUUCAUGAGCAUCCUCGAGUUCGGCAUGGCUCCCAUCCCUCCCCGAACAUGGCGCGAACUCAUCCGACGCUUCGGCAUGAGCGGUCGACUCCGCGAGCUUCGACGCCUGCUCCUAUGGUUGUUAUCCUGGUACGCCCCACGAAGCAGCCACCAAUUCUCAACCCUCCCCUCAUCCCCUUUCCUCGCCCGCGCAACCGAAACCCUCCAAGCCAAAUUCCCCCAGCGCUCCCACUAUUUCCACUUCCCCGGUACCACCACCCAACGCGAGCGAUCAGAUCAUCCCAUCCGCCAACUCUUCCCCCCACCCCUCCAACAGGCUUUCAUCAUUUGGGGCUUCCGCGCCGGUCUCCUUCCCAACGCGCCCCUCGAGCAGUCCCUCCUCGGCCCCACCCUGCGCAAGAAACACUACCGCCGUAUGCUCAUGCGCCACCUCAUCCUCAAGCGCGAGUCCUGGAGCUCCGGCCUCCGCACGCUAGUCUUGCUGCGCGACCUUGGUGUUCGCGUACACUACCAUACCGUGCUCAAGGCCCUGCAGAUGCAAUUCACAGUCCUCUUUGGCCGGGGGCACUCGCGAAAGUGGGAGAAUCGUAUCAUGGAGGACGUUAAUCCCAUCCCGUAUAGCACGUAUGUCAAGGAGGUCAAUGAGAUUUGGGGGAGUAAGUUGCUUGUGGAGCCGGAGCUGUUUCAGAAGGGCAUGGUGCAUGAUCAUUUGUGGCAUCCGAGGUUGAGGAGGAAAGUCGAUCGAAGAGGGUUUGUGCGCUUGGAUGGGUUGGUGAGGAGGGAGACGGGGGAUGGUGCUGCAGUGAGGGAUUUGGAGAAGACGUUUGAAGCGCAGGGCAAGGCGCUGGAGCCGGGGAGGGAGUGGAUGUUCGAAGCGGAUUUGAGCACAAGAGGGGUGGGAAAGAGUGCCUCCAGAAUCUUCCCCUCCCCCUACCCUCUCACCUUCCUCUUCUCCCCCCUCCUCCUCCGCGGCGCCCUCGCCGCCUUCCUGUUCCAAAUCCACCCCUCCCCCUUGGCGCCGGUGUAA